This is a messenger RNA of Vespula vulgaris, 2519 nucleotides long. RefSeq names its product protein Hook homolog 3 (gene hook). The transcript has a single exon. Bases 323 to 2434 code for a protein of 703 amino acids. Lineage: Eukaryota; Metazoa; Arthropoda; Insecta; Hymenoptera; Vespidae. Gene Ontology annotation, molecular function: dynein light intermediate chain binding; microtubule binding. Gene Ontology annotation, biological process: cytoskeleton-dependent intracellular transport; cytoplasmic microtubule organization. Gene Ontology annotation, cellular component: centrosome; cytoplasm. The record is from RefSeq and is a predicted model, not a curated record.
UUCGAUACACGUUGCCUGUCUGAACGUUUGCUGUUGUAAAGAUGACGUGACAGUACAUUUUUUAACAAGUUAAACAAAUAGUAAAGUUUGUCUUUUAUUUCUAUUGUUUUUUUUUGUAUCUGUUUGAUAUUAAACAUUUUUAUCUAUAACAUAGAUUUAUGUCAAAACUUUUUACUAUAUACAGUGAAUAAAUUGCUUUUCCUUGGUAUUAUUAUUUAUUAUAUGUAUGUUGUCUUUUCAAUACAUAUGGAAUAAUUCAUUUACACAAACAUACAAUAAGGAUUUCAAAGGAUUUCGUUUUAUUGGAUAAUUGUUCUGAAAUAUGGGUGAUCAGCAGAUAAUUUGCUUGAUCAAAUGGUUAGAUACCUUUGAUCUUCAAGCUGCUCAUUCAUCGCCAGAGGAUAUAAGCGAUGGUGUUGCAUUGGCUGAAGUUCUAGCUCAAAUAGCACCAGAAUGGUUUACAGCAGUUUGGCGGGCAAAAAUUAAGACAGAUGUUAGUUCUAAUUGGCGUCUCAAAGUCAGUAAUCUUAAAAAAAUUAUUGAAGCUGUCAUGGAAUAUUAUAUAGAGUGUUUAAAUCAACAGUUGUCAGGCUAUGUAAAGCCAGAUGCUGCUAAGAUAGGAGAACAUUGCGACAGAGACGAAUUAUGUCGUUUAUUGCAACUUAUUCUUGGGUGUGCUGUAAACUGCAAUCAGAAACAGCAAUACAUAACUAGAAUUAUGAGUAUGGAAGAGUCUGUGCAACAAGCUAUCAUGCAAAGUAUUCAAACAUUAGAAAGUAGUAUGCAUGGUCCUAGAUUAAGUUUAGGCACCAGUCUUAACUUUGAAUCAUUAGAUGCGACUGAUGGUGCUCAACAAAGAUUAUUGUCAGAAUUGCAAAUUGCAGUCGAUAUGAAAGAACAAUUAGAACAGAGAUGUCAUGAACUUGAUCAACAACUUUCUCUUCUUCAGGAAGAAAAAGUAGGAUUAAUUGCUGAAAAUAAGAAACUUCAAGAAAGAUUAGACGAGUUUGAAAAUCCUGAAGAUUCAGGUUCUAUUUUAAAAUAUUCUAGUCUUCGAAAACAGGUAGAAGCUCUCAAAGAUGAAGUAUUUAAAUUGGAGACCUCUAGGGAUGAUUAUAGAUUAAAAGUAGAACUGUUAGAGAAAGAAGUAUUAGAAUUGCAGACUAAGCAAGAAGAUUUACAAAAAUCAGCAGAUGAAGCAAAUAUCCUAAAAGAUGAAGUAGAUGCAUUACGUGAAACAGCAGACAAAGUAGCAAAGUACGAACUUACUAUAGAUUCUUACAAAAAAAAGAUGGAAGAUUUGAGCGAUCUAAGACGACAAGUAAAAAUCCUAGAAGAAAAAAAUAUGGAAUACUUACAAGCCAAGAUUGAUUAUGAGGAAGAGAUAAAACGAGCUGCCAUGUUACGUAAUCAUCUAGAACUGUGUAAACAGCAACUUGCAGAAGUUAGUCACAAGUUAGAUGAACAAAGUAAUAAAUAUGAUCGACUCGAAUUUGAAGGCAAAAAGAUGGAGGCAAAAUUAAGUGCUGUGCAAAGAGAAAGAGAUAGAUUAAUUAUAGAACGAGAUGCUUUGAAAGAGACUAAUGAAGAAUUAAAAUGUACGCAAUUACAAGCAGCAGAAAAUGUUACUAAACCUGUAUCAGAUGAUGCGGUAGGAAGUACAGAAAUGAUUCCACUUGAGAUUAAAGAAAAGUUAUUAUUUUUACAAUAUGAAAAUAAAAUAUUAAAAUUAAAACAAAAAGGUAAUGAAGAUAAAUUACCUACUGUACAAGCACUACUUGAACAUUCUGAAGAACAAUUAAAUAAUCUCAGAGGACAAAAUCGUGAAGCUAAUCAGAGGAUAAUUGAAUUAGAAAAUAAAUUGGAAGAAGCAAUUGGGAAUCAAUCUAGUACUGAUGCUAAAAAUGAUAAUAUUACUCUACAACAAAAAAUAACACAAUUACAGGAUGAAUUAAGAAGAGCACAAGUAGAACGAGAUCGUUUGGUAUUACAAAUUGAAGAUCGAGAUAAUGCUUUACAAAGUCAGAAACAGAAAGCCUUUACAUUACAAGAAAAAUUAACACGACGUGAAUAUGAAAACGCGGCGCUUGAAGAACGUUAUAAGAAAUAUAUUGAGAAAGCAAAAAGUGUUAUAAAAAGUUUAGAUCCUAAGCAAAAUAAUUCUUCCCCUUCUGAAAUUGUUGUCUUACGUAAUCAAAUUUUAGAACAACGUAAAAUAAUUGAAGAUAUGGAAAGGUCUUUGAAAGAAUCCAAAAUGGUCAGAGAAAUGGAAGAAAAGUUAAUGAUAUCAGCAUUUUAUCGUUUAGGAUUAUCUUCUCAUAGGGAAGCAUUAGAUCAACAUCUUGUAGCACUUAGCUCAGGACAAGGGCAAUCCUUUCUUGCCAGACAAAGACAACCUUCGGCACGACGUUAUCCGCAAUUUAACUCUAAGUGAAAAUGACAAAAUAUAUCCUAUUGAAAAGUUUGUAGCAUAACUCUAGAUUUAAUAUAUAAUUUUAUUUUAUGUGAUUUAUACAUUA